CACACACCACACGGAAACGCACUGAGAAUACAGCAAAUCGUUCUCUUUCCGCCAUUAAAACUCCUUCCUUCCUAAUAAGAACUUUUUCUAAACCCCCAAAUCAGCAAAAAUAGGGUUAAUCCAAGAACCCCACCUUAGUAAUUCCACUGAGGAGGAGGAGGAUUCGAGUUCCUGCUUUGGUCUAAGGAAGAAGAGCAGCAGAAACCGCAAGGACAAGAAACCGAAGAUGACUCAGAGUCAAACCAACGACGGAGCUGCCUCGACGGUUGAAGCAGCUGCUCCUCCUCAGCCUCAGCCUCAGCCUCAGUCUCAGCCUCAGUCUCAGGCGCCUCAGCAGAGCAACGAGAUGGUUAUGCACACGGGGAGUUUGAGUUUUAGUAGCCAUAUGUCGAGAGAAGACGAAGAGAUGACUCGUUCUGCUCUUUCUGCGUUUAGAGCUAAAGAAGAGGAGAUUGAGAAGAGGAGGAUGGAGGUUCGUGAACGGAUCCAGGCUCAGUUGGGUCGGGUCGAACAAGAAACCAAACGUCUCUCUACUAUUCGUGAGGAGCUUGAGUCUAUGGCAGAUCCCAUGAGGAAAGAAGUUUCUGUAGUUCGUAAGAAGAUUGAUAGCGUUAACAAAGAACUCAAACCUUUAGGUUCCACUGUUCAAAAGAAGGAAAGGGAGUACAAAGAAGCACUUGAUACAUUCAACGAGAAGAACAGGGAGAAAGUACAGCUGAUCACCAAACUCAUGGAGAUGGAACAGUUGGUAGGAGAAAGCGAGAAGCUGAGGAUGAUUAAGCUGGAGGAGCUGAGCAAGAGCAUAGAAACCGCAUGAUAUGUGUGUGUGUGUUCCAAGAACUAAUUGGUUCUUUUUGUGUGAUGUACCUAGUUUUUUAAAUUUCCAUCUUGUAAGAUGUGUGUAUUUUUAAGGUUUUGUGGGGGUGCUUUUGAAGGGGUUUGAUUUUGUAAAAUUUGUGGCUUCUCUUUUUUUUGAUUAACCAAAUUAGGGGAUAUGGGAUAAUCUGGGAGAUUCUUAGGAUACUGAAACAAACUCAUCACAGUGGAUUGAAUUUUUUUUUUUUUGUAAUCUGUAUUAUGUUUGCAUUUGUCUUUUGAAGAAUUAAUUUAUUUUAUU
Messenger RNA from Capsella rubella, 1117 nucleotides. Its product is annotated as probable DNA double-strand break repair Rad50 ATPase. Lineage: Eukaryota; Viridiplantae; Streptophyta; Magnoliopsida; Brassicales; Brassicaceae. Bases 227 to 817 code for a protein of 196 amino acids. The transcript has 4 exons. The record is from RefSeq and is a predicted model, not a curated record.